Messenger RNA from Mirounga angustirostris (Northern elephant seal), 7642 nucleotides. RefSeq names its product cAMP responsive element binding protein like 2 (gene CREBL2). Gene Ontology annotation, molecular function: DNA-binding transcription factor activity. The record is from RefSeq and is a predicted model, not a curated record. The transcript is spliced from 4 exons. Gene Ontology annotation, cellular component: nucleus. Gene Ontology annotation, biological process: regulation of DNA-templated transcription. Bases 306 to 668 code for a protein of 120 amino acids. NCBI's taxonomy places the organism in Eukaryota, Metazoa, Chordata, Mammalia, Carnivora, Phocidae.
CGUCCGGGCCGCUCUCCAGGGCGUCUGUAAACACACCCCGAGACUGUCAUGGAGGGGGAGGAGGACGCGGCGGCGGCGAAAGGAGGCGUUUUGGGCCGCCUCCAGGGUCCGCUCUGUCAUUCCUGAACUGGUCCCUCGUCCCCGUGACUGUGGCAUCAGGGAAGCGAACUGUUAGGCGAGAGGAAGAGACAGUCAGAACCAUAUCGCCUUCUUCCCCCGGGGCGGGGGCCGGGCCGGGCCAGGCCGGCUGAGCCGGGGGAGGGCAGGGGGAGGGAGCGCCUGGCCAGGCCGGCCUGUCCGCCGAGAUGGAUGACAGUAAGGUGGUUGGAGGCAAAGUAAAGAAACCUGGCAAACGUGGUCGGAAGCCAGCCAAAAUUGACUUGAAGGCAAAACUUGAGAGGAGCCGGCAGAGUGCAAGAGAAUGCCGAGCUAGGAAAAAACUAAGAUAUCAGUAUUUGGAAGAGUUGGUAUCCAGUCGGGAAAGAGCCAUAUGUGCCCUCAGAGAGGAACUGGAAAUGUACAAGCAGUGGUGCAUGGCAAUGGACCAAGGAAAAAUCCCUUCUGAAAUCAAGGCCCUACUCACUGGAGAAGAGCAGAGCAAAUCUCAGCAGAACUCAAGCAGGCACACAAAAGCUGGAAAGACAGAUGCUAAUAGCAAUUCCUGGUGAAGAUUAUAUAAAAUGACGAGUCACUGAUUGAAGUCAAUAUUCUGAUUCCUAUGGAGGAUGAAAGGGCAAGAUUGUACUUCUUGGCUCCAUUUACAACCUACUGCUCAGUAGUCAUCUCUGUAAAUCUGCAAUUUCUACCAAAAUCCCAAAGGAUUUUGCUUUAACUUUCAACACUUAGAGAAUUUAUAAACAUUCAGAUCUGUUCUGGUUGGCCUUGCCACCCAUGGCAUCGAACAUGUUGCAAUGCUUGAAAACACAGGAGUAGAGAGAAGUGGGUGAAGAUUGUAUUUUUGCACCUUAACUCCACAUUGCUUUAUUGGUUAAUUUAUAUUCUUUCCAUGUAUUUCAUGUCAUUGUAUGUGUAUGUGUGUUUAGGUGUCACCUAUGUUUUUGAUUGCCCUACAAAGAGAAACCAAAUGGGCUGAUAACCAAGUUCUCAGCCUUAAUGGACCUAAUUUUAUUUGUUUAUAUUUACUUGAGUAAUGUUUAUUUUCUGCAUUGAACCAUGAUUUCUCCUGUGAGCCAUUCCAGCAUAAGCUGUGAAUAUGUAUUAACAAAUAUAUACAUUUCUAUUUUUAUAAUCCAUAAUGAUAUGCCUGUUUUAAAUAAUGUACGUGUUAACAAAAUCCAUUAGGAAAGCCCUCAAGACAGCCUCUAUUUAAAACUUUUGUUGCUGUCUUCUCAAACUAUAUUUAUAAAAGUUUGCUAGGGCCUAGUCCAUACUUGGAAAAUAAUUAGUCAAAUUUUAUUUUUAAGCAGGAAGUAACCUUUUAGGCAUUUCUGCAGCAUACAUCAUCUUGACAACCUAGAGUGUUGUAUGUAUGUAUGUAUGUUUGUAUGUAUGUAUGUGUUUGUAUCGUAUGUCUGUAUAUGUAUGUGGGGAGGGUAGGAGUGAAUGUUCACACACAUUGCCUUGUGUAGUCAACUAGGAGAAUUUUUCUAAAGAAAAUAGGAUGAAAUUAGCUGCUGAGAUCGAGUUUCUGCCUCAAGAGAUCUGGAACAAAACGAGGGAGAAAUUGCUAGUAGAUCUAAUGGCUGUAGGCAUAACCAGAACACUUAGUUUCUUCCCUGACAUGAGUUUCCGUAUGAAUGUGUUCUGAGCCAGGAAGAAACACACUGUGGGUGUGCCUCUGGUUCAGCCCUGACGGCGCCUCCGCUCUGGAGCGAAGCACUGAGCCGGCGUUGUGCAUGGCUCGGCGGCUGGCAGGCCGGGCAGGAGGUGCACAAGGCCAGGGUUUCCAGUUCCCAUCAUAGCUACAUUUACUUUCUUCCUGACUACAAAACACAGUGAUGGUUGAGGAAUCAAGCUCAUCAUAUUCUACGUGCAGACCAGGAAUCUUUCACUUUCCCCACUGAGACACUUUAUCACUCUCUCUGCUCUUUCCCAUCGUUAAAUCAGGAGUUGUGUUCUCUGUUGCUGCUAAAUUAUAAUUGUUCUUAGCUCUAAUGAAGCAAAUUUUUGGCUUCUAAACAGUAUGUUUUGUUAUGAAAUGGCAGUUUAAGAGGAGGCAUCAUAGUCUAGAUUGUGAGAUGGAACAAGAGAUGGACCACAUAGUUUCAGAUUACAAGGUACUCUCCCCCCUUCUCUUAGGCCACACGUUUGAAUAAAGUGCUUCCCUUUAGCCUGAGUUCCUGAAGAUCUCUUGUGUGUAGGUUGCAAACUCAGAUCUAGUCUAGUCCUGUGUGACUACUGAUAGACCACUAGCCCCGCCUGUUGGGUCUCUCUGUGUUUUGGAGGACUGGGGAUUUAAGAGUAUUUAAUGUCUUUUUAGGAUCACAAAUAUAGAUAGAUUAAAGAUUGUUAAUAUACUGACCUUCAGAAUUUAAGUGUUUUAAAUAUAGUGUUCAGAUUAUAAUGGGUAUGUUUUUGCCAUCUGGUCUACUCAAAUGUAUAUUUUUAUUUUGCAAAACAACUCAAGAUUUACUCUGUGUUGCUUUGUUCAGUACCUUUUGAAUUCCCCAGAAGAGUUGUUUUCAAAGCAAACAUUCCAAAAUGAAUGUGGCUCUUCAAUGGAAUGUCUCCAUUGUGCUUGAAGUAUUUCUUCUCUGGUUGUAACUUUAAAUUACAGGGUCAUUUGAGCAACCCUCCACCCCCACCCCCAGUAUCUUUACAAGAGCAGUGACUUUGUCCUCAGGUAGAGGAUGUGUGAUUUUGGAUGAAAGUAAAUUACAACUUACUGAGUUUAUUCCUAAACUGAUCUUUUUGGUAUUUUAAAGUAGAUCAUACCAAGAGAAAGUUCCUUGGUCUUAAAAAGGAAUGUUUUGAUUGCUUUGGGUAUUGUGCUGGCUGCACGCUUUGGCCACUUGAAGCAUGUUAAUAAAUGUCACUGAUUAAAACAGCUGGAGCAUUUCUUUUCCCAUUCCAGUUAAGAAGCAGCAUACUGAAAUCCUAGCAUCUCUCACUUACUGUAAUGACAACAUCCGGGCUGAGAGAGAACAGAAGAGGGUGAGAGAAUCAUUGAGCUCUGUCCCUCUGGAUCCGUGCUGUUCUCUUUGCUCCCUGAGUAAAGAGAGUAAUGUUUUCUUUUUCUCUUUUUUUCCCCCCAAAGAAAGGAAGGUAAGGGGAAAAUAUAUAUUUGUGUAUUUAGACCAGUCAUAUUCUGUCAUUAACUUAGCAUAGACCUGCCAUAUAUUAGAACAACUGAAUAUAAUAUGGAAUAAGUUUGACCAGGUCAAGUUUUAGGAUGUAGUUGACAUUCUUAAAAUUUUUUUCCUAUUUUAUCUAAAACCUGUCUGUUGUAUCUAAAUCAGAAUCUGUCUUACUGCAGCAAAUUCCUAUCACUGUGUACCAGCUAAUUGACAGUAUUUAUCAGCAUCACCAUUUAGCAUUUUAUUUCAUCAUCUUUGAAUUAUGAUAGACUUGAUUUGGCUCAUUACAAAAAGCAUAGGUUUAAACUGGACUUAGCUUUAGUUAAAAUAAAGGCAAAGAAAAUUUAAAAACAUAAAUAUAUUUCACAAGAAAUCAGUUGCAUAUUAUCAAUUACAUACUUAGUUUUAAAAGAGGAAGAUUAUUAAUCCACGUGGUAUUGGGGGCAUUGAGGGAAUUUUUCUUUCUCUGAAGAGCAUUGUACAAUUAUAUUUUUAUGAAAAAUAAAAUAUCUUCACCAGAGACAUCUCAAAUGGUCUGUUUCACAAUACUGAAAUAUGUCUGUGUUAGCACAGAGUAGUAAAAAGAGUGAGAUUGAGGCAGAAGAACUGGUCUUGGAUCCAUUUUCUGAGUCACCUCUUAGCCUGUUUCCUCAUCUAUAAAAAAAGGGGAGGAUAACUUUCACAGAGUAAUUGGCAGGCUAAAUAGGAGUUAUGAACAACUGCUUCUUAAUUAGUAAAGAACUACAUUAAAUUUAAAAUAGUCACGUAUGCCUGGGUUUGACUCUUGUUAGGAUUUAAAUCACUGAAGAUAAACAUUUAUUUGAUAAGCUGGAAUUUAAACAUGUAGGGUUGUAGGUAUCACAUUUCUGAAGUCUUUUUAGCUUUAUCAUUAUGUCUACCCCGGAAUGGUAUAGUUGGAAGCCAUUUUUAGCAAUAAUAGCCUUCUGUUAAUUAAGCUAAUUUUAAGAACAAUUAGUGUUCUAACUGGUAAUAAUCCUAUAAUCUGCAUAAAGCAGGUUUUCAGGCUGCUAGGUCACUUGGUUCUCUUUUCCCUUAUUCCAUCCAUUUUACUUAACUAUAGAGUAGUCAUGAAUCAGAGCCAAGACUGCCGUGUAAGUUUCUGCCAAUUGUGCACUGCACAAAGGCACUCAGUUGAGGAGGUGAAUGGGCCUAAAAUCUAGCUCACAUUCCCUGCAACAGGCCAUGUGCAGAGGAACGGGCACCUGCCAGGUAUCUCCUCACCAGGGCACCUGUGGUGCAGGUCUGCCCAGCGAGGUGCCUUUUUAAAAUUUGCCCUAAGGAAGUACCUUUCUUAAUUCUUCCACCCAGAGGGUGCCUUUUUAAAAAUGCAAAACAGUGCCAUGCUGCAGCUGGCCUAUGGCUGGCUCCCCAGAGGAAUGCCAACUGUGUGCAACUCUUCUCAACUCCGCGUUGAGUGACAUCCAGUUGGUAGCUUUUAAUCGGCAACAAUUGGAGUAUUUUUUUUAAAAGACUUUUUAUUAGUUUAUUUGACAGAGAGAGACACAGCGAGAGAGGGAACACAAGCAGGGGGAGAGGGAGAGGGAGAAGCAGGCUUCCCGCCGAGCAGGGAGCCCGAUGUGGGGCUCCAUCCCAGGACUCUUGGGAUCAUGACCUGAGCCAAAGGCAGACGCUUAACGACUGAGCCACCCAGGCGCCCCCGAUUGGAGUUUUUUUUUUUUUUUUUUUUUUCUUUAGAUUUUAUUUAUUUGCGAGAGAGACAAUGAGAGACAGAGAACAUGAGAGGAAGGAGGGUCACAGGGAGAAGCAGACUCUCUACCGAGCAGGGAGCCCGAUGCGGGACUCGAUCCCGGGACUCCAGGAUCAUGACCUGAGCCGAAGGCAGUCGCUCAACCAACUGAGCCACCCAGGCGCCCCCCCCGAUUGGAGUAUUGACACCACAGAAAUCAGUGAAUGCUACAAAUCACGAAUUACCGCCCCCUCCACCCGCCCCACCAGACUUGGUUUCCAGCACACCAAUGAAAAAGGCCUAGUGUAGGCUAGAAUGGCCCUGACCAGAGCAGGCAUAGUAGAGGCCUCAAAAAUGUAUGACUGGAAGACCCCCGGAGCUGGAAGGGCUCUUUUUGUAAGUCUGUAGGCAGCUUGGAGAUGCCCAUAUCAAAAUCAGAUUGCAGUUGACCCUCGGACAAGCCAGGUUUAAAGUGCGCAAGUCCACCUAACACACAUCUUCAAUACACACAGCACUGUAUUUUUUAAUAAUUUAAAAAAAUACGGAGAAACAGUGGGGGCGGGGCUGAGGGAGAAGGAGAGAGAGUUACAAGCGGACUCCACGCUGAGCGCAGAGCCCAAUGCAGGGCUGGAUCUCGUGACCCUGAGAUCACGACGUGAGCCAAAACCAAGAGUCAGACACUCAACCAACUGUGCCACCCAGGCGCCCCAACACUAUUUUUUUUAUGAUUCUCUUAAUAACAAUUUUCUUUUUUCUAGCUUACUAUAUUGCAAGAAUAGAGAAUAUAAUACAUAUACAAAAUAUGUGUUGACUGUUUAUGUUAUCAGUAAGAUUUCCAGUCAACAGUAGGCUAUUAGUAGUUAAGUGUGGGGAAGUCCAAAGUUCUAUGUGGAUUUUUGACUUUGUGGGGUGUUGGCACUCGUGUCCCCUGCGUUGUUCAAGGGUCAGCUGAACUUCACAAGACAGAUGAUGGUUGUGACUUAGAAACUGUUAACGGUCGCAGAGAGAUACUCGGCCCAAAUCUUGAAGUGACUAAGAGGUAAAUCAGCUGACUUCUUAAAGCAAGCCCUGGGGUCCAAGUGGACAGACUCAUUCACCUAUUGGGCUGUGACAGGUCCCCCAGACAUCCCUGGGCUGGGGGUUGGGCUGGAGUUGGACAAUGAGCUUUGGCUUGCAGGCCAUUCUGACUGGAAAAAUACAUAUUUGAGCAGGAAAAAUUUCCUGUGGUUCAACAGAACCGAUUCCAAACUUGCCACGCCUCAGUGGCCCUCUGCUGAGAAGGAAAGCAAUGCCUGCUAAGCACUUCACAGCCCCAAACCCAACAUGGAACCAAGUUAGCAGGCUGACAAUGACCACUUUGCCUACACCGACUAGACUUGGAUAGUCCAGAACCAAACAGGCCAAAGGCCAUCCCAGGCCUACACAGAGUUUUGGAUCAUACCAUUUCAAUGGAAUGAAGACCAUGCCUGCCAGCACCACGAGGAGAGAAGUAUAGGAUUUAUGGCUAAAUAAAUAAAUAAAUGUAUAUAUAAAAUUCCCCUCAAGCGUCAGGCCAGGACAGCCCUAGGCCCCAACUUGCCGCAUUAGAAAAGGAAGGAAGAAAGCCAAAAACAAGACAGCCAAGCCUUCUCCCAAAAGGAGGCCUUCAUGUGGGCGUCAAAUACAAAAUCAAAGCUGGAGGUGCCUCUUCCCUUGUGAGAGUAGCCCUGUGUUUUUACCACUCCAGACAGAAAACAGAAAAGCCACAAUCCCUUGAGCAUUUUUAGGGAGGCAGAGGAAGAACCCUACCUACCAGUACCCAGUGCGGUGUCUUUAAAGCAGAACUAUGCACCCUUCCUGGCAUGGGACAGAGUGAAGAGAGCCAGAAGAGGUGGGGAAAGGGAGGCUUGAGGACAAAUCCUAGCAUGACUGGGUUCAGGAGAUGCUGACUCUGUACCCAGCCAGAGAUACUGGAAGUAUGAAAUAGGAGAAGGUCCUUUUUCAAAUUUUAUAAAGGGCUCAUCACGGAGUUCCUCUCCAUUAUCCCUCCUUUAGUGAAAAUAAAUGUUUUAUUGAUCAUUAACCACAUCAUUCUGUACUUGGGGGUGACAGAACAACAUCAAGCUAAAAUGUGCUCAUUCAUUUGUUAUCAGAUACAGUGAAAAUCGAGUAUCUCUACAAGUAUAAUAGGUGCCUGUGGCAUUUUGAGUCAGAUGGCUUUUUGGAAACAUUUUUGUUGAGUAAAAAGAAGUAGCCAGUUGUGUGCUGAUAGAUGUUUAACGACUGACUCCUGGUUGGGGGAGGUCUGAUUUGUCGUAUUUACCAAUUUCUGGGGUGGGAAAAUUCCCACCGUGGUUGAUUUCAUGCUGUGUUGUCAACCAGCAAACAACAUUUUUUGAAAAUUUGAAAUUGGCUCUUGCAACACGUAUGAGCCACCUUCACACCACUGGAUAAUCUGUAUAGAACAAGAACAGGAAAUCUGUUAGGAGUCUUUCAGGUGAGAAUAAAUACCCAAUUGAAAUUGUUAUAAACAACCAUGAGAGUGAAAGUUAUGGUGGCUUGACAAUGUCAUGAAAGACGUUUAAAGUCAUUAAAGACUCAGAGUAUUUCCUUCCUUUUGCUCUACCAUCCUCAGUAGGUUGGCUUUCGCCCUUGGCUUAUCCUCUCAUAAACAUCUCAAACAGUAAACUCGUGUGUC